Saccharomycopsis crataegensis is the source of this 927-nucleotide messenger RNA. RefSeq names its product Utp30p (gene UTP30). The coding region runs from base 1 to 927 and encodes 308 amino acids. The transcript has a single exon. NCBI's taxonomy places the organism in Eukaryota, Fungi, Ascomycota, Saccharomycetes, Ascoideales, Saccharomycopsidaceae. The record is from RefSeq and is a predicted model, not a curated record.
AUGCUACUUUUAAACUCUGCCUACGAACAAACAGGGCUACAAUCAAUCAAAGCGUUGAAAUCUCACACCAAGAAGAAAAACAUUGAUAAUGAAGACAAGCAGAAUGAAACAAUAUACUUGAUGAUAACCAGUGAUAAGCCUGUAGUCAAGAGGAAUGACCACAUCCCACGAAUUAUUCAGAUACCUUCCAAAUUUGGUAAAAUCAGGGACAAAAGAAUAUUGUUAAUCACCAAAGACCCUACAAUGACAUACAGGAAGCAGUUGGAAGUUACCGAUUCAGACACUGAACACUUAUUUAAAGGGAUAUAUGGGUUGAAGAAGUUUCUGUCUAGAAUGCACAAUAAAAGAUACCAAAGAGGGAUAUACAAUGAUUAUGAUGUGAUAAUGGCUGACCAACGGAUCCAUCACAAACUAUUUGAUGUUUUGGGGAAGAAUUUUUAUCAAAAGAAUAAGAAGGUGCCAUAUAUGAUCCAAAUGAACUCUCCAGAGAAAUUGGAGCAGUUUAAGAAAAAGAAGAAGAUCGAUAAAGUUGUCAAUAAGAAAACGGAUGCUGAGCUAGAUGAGGAAGAAGUGAAUAACUAUUAUGUCUAUCAGCAAGUGAAGUCAAUAUUGAGAAACACUACAGUGGUCUAUACUGAGAAUGGGAAUACCUUAUCUAUCAAGGUGGGGACUACCGAUAUGAAAUCCCUGGAGGUGAUGGCCAACAUGGAGGCAGUAGUGGCAUUUUUGACCAGCGAAAAAUACAAGCUAUCCGGUGGAUUUGUAAUGAGCUUUGGACCGUCUGUUAAGGCUGACCCUAAGAAUAUUGUUAAGAAUAGGAUCUUAAACAUUCAUGUCAAGACCAGCGACAGUUCCAGUUUGCCGGUGUACGUGGCUAGCAAAGACGAAACCACCAAUGACAGUGGCAACAACAACGACAAUUUCUAG